AUGGCCAGCGCGGCCAGCAUGCAGCCCCGGUCCGCAAACCUGCGCGCCCCGCCGCCGCCGCCGCCGCCGCCACCGCCGCCGUACGAGGCCCAGCUGGACCCGCCCCCGCCGGGCUACUAUUGGCUUCCGGAGCAGCUUCUCAAGACAACCCUGCUGUCGCCUAGGCAACAAGGGAAGCCCCUGGAGUCAGCCUGCACCCCCAGGAUGAGUGUGUCACUGGAGCUGGAGGUACCGGAAGGAUGCAGCCCACCUGGCUUCCGGCAGAAGCCCGUCACCCUGGCUUUGCAGGAGGGUAAAACCGCCACCUUCCGGGCCCUGGUGUGUGGGGAGCCCAGCCCCGAAGUGCGCUGGGAGAACAGCACCGGCGAGCUCAGCAGUUCCAGCAAGUUCCAGAUCUCCUCUGGGCCGGGCAGUGGGGAGCACAUGCUGCAGAUCCUCAAGCUGACCGGCGAGGACACGGGCGUGUACCGCUGCAGAGCCGCCAACAGGUGGGGCCAGGCCACGUGCUCCGCGAGGCUGACCGUGAUCGAAGUUGGCUUCCGGAAGAGCCGGAAGCGGCAGAAGGAACCCCAGGAAGAUCUCAGGAAGGAGCUUGUGGACUUUCGGAAGAUGCUGAGAAAGAGAGCCCCACCGCCGGCCCCCGAGAAAAAGGUGGACUCUGAGCAGGUGUGGCAGCUACUGACCACCGCAGACCGGAAGGACUACGAGCAGAUCUGCCGGAAGUACGGCAUCGUGGACUUCCGGGGCCUCCUGCGCAAGCUGCAGCAGAUGCGGCGAGAGCGGGAGGACCGGCUGGCGCAGUAUGUCAACGCUGUCUCCAACCUGAAGCACCUCAAGGUCAGCAAGGACGGGGUGGCCACGUUCGCUCUGGAGCUGGAUCUCAAGGACCCUGAGAGCAAGAUUUACCUGUACAAGGACGGGGAGAUGGUUCCCUACGGCUCCGACAGCCAGACCAAGCACUGCCUGCGGCGCCUGGGGAAGCGGUACCACUUCCAGAUCCGGGACCUGCGGCCCGAGGACGCCGGCAUCUACCAGGUCAAAGUGGAAGACGCGGGGAUCUUCUCCACGCAGCUGGAGGCGGCCGCCAUUCCCCCCAGAGUGGUGGUCCCACUGGCCGAGGUCUGCUGCCAGGAGGAGGGUGAGGCCCACUUCGAGUGCACCCUCUCCAGCCCCUGCCCUGAUGCCACCUGGCAAUUCCAGCGCCGGCCGCUGCGGCCCAGCGGCAAGUACCAAGUGUCCGUGUCCCCCGACGGGUUGACCCACCGGCUGGUGGUGCGGGGUGCCCGCCCCUCCGACAUGGGCCUCUACUCGCUGGACGCCGGCCUGCACGCCUCCAGCGCCUGGCUGGUGGUGGAGGGGAGCGGCCGUCUCCCCAGCGCAGGGAAGGGUGAAGGUGUGGACCGCCAGCUGCCAGUGCCAGGAGCCGGAGAUUCUGGGCACCUGGAUGGCCAGGAGGGGGAGCCCCCAGACCAGGGUCCUUUGGUGGGCUCCCUGGAGGAGGCAGGGCCAGCUCCUGGGCUCCAGCAACUGGCGAGCCCUGACCUGGGUGCUCUCGGGCCUGAUGGAGGGCCGGGGGGCGGGUUUCCGGGACCUGCUCAGGAACUGGGUGCUUGGAGCCACAGGAUAACGGGGUCUCCAGGAAGAGGUGCUCAGGGGCCCCGGGGGACCCUUGGGGGCACGGAGCAAGGUGGGGGCUCCAGGCAAGGCCCAGGGGCACCUGCAGGAAGGUGGUUUGGGAACAGAGGGGGCUGUGGUCCUGCAAAGAUGGGGGCCAGGGACCCCUGCAUCAUCCUGACGGCGAGAGAGGAGGCCAAGAGGGCAGAUGGGGCACCUGUGGCGAGGGGAAGGCGGCCCUCCAGAACCGAGGCCCUGCACCAAAGCCUGGCGCUGCUGGCCGCUCCUCCGAGGAGACCCAAGCCUGGUGCCCGGGACAGAGCAACAGAGCAGGAGGGCCACGUGGGGGCCACCCAGGCCGGGAGAAGCAGCCUGGCCACGGGAGACCAGCGGAGUCAGGCCACGGGGACCAUCGCGGGUGCCCCCACUUUCGCCCCUGAAGGGACAGAGAACCCACGAGAGCCGCAGACCUGCUCCCGGGGCCGCCUCCCUGUCCAGGCUGCUCGGAGGAAGGACACGGCAGGGGGCGGCCGCCGCCAGGAGGCUCCCCCGGGGGAUGGCUUUGCUCGGCCACGCCUCCCCUCCAUCGACCCGGACAGUGACCAGCAGUGCCUGACCCCGAGGAGCAAGGGCAGCCUCGUGCAGGCCGGGCUCACUCUGCCAGUCUCAGGCCCGCGAGCGGUCAGCGCCAGGGUCAGCUCCCGCGUGCCUGUCUCCUUUGAAGUGACUCCGGUAUCGGCGGUGACCCGGCUGAGGGAUGGUUCUUCCUUGUCUCGAAGAAGUGCAGCCUGCACCAAUGUGGUCAGCCCUGCAGAAAGCAGCCUCCCCAGCCUGCAGCUCAGGGACCCCUGGGGCCGGGAUGUGGCCCCCCACGCCCUGCUCAGGGCCACAGCCUGCCCAAGGGCCCCGGGGCCUGUCCACCUGCGGGAGAAGGUGCCCGGCACAGUCACUGCCGAGUGGGACCCCUCCCCGGACGAGCAGGGGGGCACCCCGCUGCACUACACUGUCUUCACACGCUCCUCGGCAUUCGCACCCUGGCGCCAGGCGGCCGACCGCAUCCACACCACCCGAUUCACCCUCCCGGGAGUGCUCCCCGGGCACCAGUACCACUUCCGGGUGGUGGCGCAGAAUGAAGCGGGAUCCAGCCCGCCCUCCGACACCCCCCAGCCCUGGUGCCUCCCCCGGCCGCAGAGAGACAAGUUCACGGUGACAGCGCCCAGUGCCCGGGAGCCCGACCUGGGCCAGAAGCCUCGGUUCCUGGUGAGGCUGCGGGCCCACCUGCUGCCCCGUGGCAGUGCCUGCUGCAUGAGCUGCGCCGUGCGGGGCUGGCCCCGACCCCGCGUCACCUGGUUCAAGAACGGCCGGAGCCUGGCGGGGAAUCCCGCCGUGCACAGCACCGACGUCCUGGGCGUGUGUUCCCUCAUCCUCUCCAGCGUCUCCCCCGAGGACGGGGGCGAGUACCAGGCCGUGGCCGAGAACACGCUGGGCCAGGCGGUCAGCACCACCACCCUCAUUGUCAUGGGUAAACAUGGGUGA
Sorex araneus (European shrew) is the source of this 3150-nucleotide messenger RNA. RefSeq names its product immunoglobulin like and fibronectin type III domain containing 1 (gene IGFN1). The transcript has 21 exons. Lineage: Eukaryota; Metazoa; Chordata; Mammalia; Eulipotyphla; Soricidae. Bases 1 to 3150 code for a protein of 1049 amino acids. Gene Ontology annotation, molecular function: protein binding. The record is from RefSeq and is a predicted model, not a curated record.